Molecule: messenger RNA, 1613 nt
Organism: Ruditapes philippinarum (Manila clam)
Lineage: Eukaryota; Metazoa; Mollusca; Bivalvia; Venerida; Veneridae
Product: carbonic anhydrase 13-like
Exons: 8
Coding region: 265-1185 (306 amino acids)
Cellular component (GO): cytoplasm
Molecular function (GO): zinc ion binding; carbonate dehydratase activity
Source: RefSeq, a predicted model, not a curated record
UGUAAUGCAUACAUUAUUGACGGCUUAUGUGUAAGUUGAACUAUUUAUAUCUGUAAACAAAGAAGUUUCUUUCUAUUUUUGUUUUAAUGACUCGUUAAAUGAUAAAUGCACACUGGGACAAAUGCGUUUUUUUGCACUUAAAAACAUUUCCGUGUCGGCUACAUAAAUGCUUGAAAACCAUGACUCUUGCCAUAGUUACGUUACGGUAACACAAAUAAAUAUCAUAUUGAAACAAACAAAAGGAGAAAAAACAAUUCUUCCAUAAUGGGUAAAAAACCAGAAACAUGCACGGAUUUAUACGAAGAGAAAACUAAUAACCGGGUCUACAAGACAGUUGUUGAAGUCAACUCAAAGGUCGAAAACCAACAAAAAGAUAAAGAGAAAAAGAAAGAAACCAUGUCUUGGGGAUACUCUUACUCUAACGGUCCACAUACAUGGGCAGUGAACUACCCGGAUGCAGCCGGUCAUGACCAGUCUCCCAUUGAUAUACAUACUGGUGAAACAAUAUAUGAUAGCGAUCUAGCAACCAAGCCUCUUACAAUCAAUUAUUCGGAAGAGGAUAGCUUCACAGCGUGCAAUACAGGAUCAAGUUUUAAAGUGAACAUUAGUAAAACCUCUGAACUGAAAGAUGGACCGUUAACCGAUGUAUUUAGACUGGAGCAAUUUCACUUACACUGGGGUUCUAAUGAUGAUCAUGGAUCUGAACAUAUGAUUGAUGGGCAGUCAUACGCCGCUGAGCUUCAUCUUGUACAUUGGAACUCGACCAAAUAUUCCAACUUUAACGAGGCUGUCAACCAGCCGGACGGUUUGGCUGUACUAGGCAUUAUGAUCCAGUCUGGAGCAGAAAAUACAGGCUUUAAGGACAUGGUAGAUACCAUAAGAAACGUAAAGAAGAGUGGCCAAACUUGUCAAGUUUUGAAAUCAUUUAAUCCGAAAGUUUUAUUACCAGAAAAUACUAAAGAGUUUUGGACCUACCAUGGUUCGUUAACCACGCCCCCUUGCUACGAAAGUGUCCAAUGGAUUGUUCUGAGACAGCCAGUACAGUAUUCACCGAAUCAGUUACAAGCUCUAAGAAGUCUUCUUUUUACUGAAUGUGAAGGAGAAUGUAUUGUUGACAACUAUAGACCACCAAUGCCUAUCGGGGGACGAAAAAUCCGUGCAUCAUUUCAAGGCACGAAUUUGUAAACCUUAUAUAUAGUUAACAUUUUAGGAUUUUAAAAACUUUUUUUACUUAUUCACUUAAAAAAAGUGUAUUUUAGAAAAGGUGAACUAGUUAAAUAAUCGUAAAAUGUUGAUCAUGUCUAGAACAGGAUAAACAGACACAUAAACAGGAAACUUUGCUUAUGCAACACGAUAUGUUUUCAGGAAGUCUUUUAUUCCAGAAAUUCUGUUAAUGAAAAUUAAUCUUGUUUUAUUUUGUAUUCAUGUAUCAUAUAUAUUAGCGUGUAUUUAAUGAAAAGUCUGCUAAACUAGUCAGAUAUUUCAUUUGUGCACCCCUGAGUAUAUAAUUUUUUAUAUUUUUUCCCUGUGUAAACUUGUGUUAAAAAAGAGACAGAUUUUUAGUGCUCAUAUGAUUUAUAGUAAUAAUAUACUUGUACGUAAUAAAUUAUGAC